Messenger RNA from Glycine soja, 2072 nucleotides. RefSeq names its product probable protein phosphatase 2C 13. The record is from RefSeq and is a predicted model, not a curated record. Gene Ontology annotation, biological process: protein dephosphorylation. Gene Ontology annotation, molecular function: cation binding; protein serine/threonine phosphatase activity. The coding region runs from base 168 to 1328 and encodes 386 amino acids. The transcript has 2 exons. Lineage: Eukaryota; Viridiplantae; Streptophyta; Magnoliopsida; Fabales; Fabaceae.
UAGCACCCUUUAAGUAUGUGCACAGAAUUAACACAGAGAGAGAAAUAAAAGAGAAACCCUAAUUUUGUUACUGUUAUUCUUCUUCAAAGAAAACCCCAAAUUUGAACGCUUCAAAUUCAAUUCAGGAAACCCUAGUGACUAAUCUCGUUGCGAAACGGCGAUUGAAGAUGAUCGUGAGCCAGAAGGUGGUAGCGGAAGCGGAAAUUAUCUGUCAGCAGAACAUUCCGAUGUUGGACGUGAAGUAUCAUAUUUGCGUGGCGCAAGAACACAACGUGAAGGUUGAGGUUUCUCCCAAAUCAUCUUCACCUUCUGUUCCGAUCUUUGGCCAAGCAGUGAGUUGCUCCGAGAUCAUUAAAGAUUCCAUUUUGGAGGCCCCUGCGAUGAAUCUUGUCCCAAAUGUGCGUUCUGGUAGCUAUGCUGAGAUGGGACCGCGGGUUUCUAUGGAUGACGAACACAUCUGUAUUGAUGACCUAGGUGCUCAACUUGGAUUUGUGUUCAAGUGCCCGAUACCGAGUGCAUUUUAUGCAGUUUUUGAUGGUCAUGGAGGGCCUGAUGCAGCUGCUUUUGUUAAGAGGAAUGCUAUGCGAUUGUUUUUUGAAGAUGCAGACAUGCUGCAGUCAUAUGAUGCUGAUGCGUUUUUUCUACAGAAGUUGGAGGAUUCCCAUCGGAGAGCUUUUCUACGGGCAGAUCUUGCCUUGGCUGAUGAACAAACUGUUAGUAGUUCUUGUGGGACUACUGCAUUGACUGCCCUUGUGCUUGGAAGACAUUUGCUUGUUGCUAAUGCUGGUGACUGUCGAGCAGUUCUUUGCCGGAGAGGUGUGGCUGUUGAGAUGUCUAACGAUCACAGGCCAAGUUAUCUACCUGAGCAGAGGAGGGUGGAAGAGUUAGGUGGGUUCAUUGAUGAUGGAUAUCUCAAUGGCUAUCUUUCAGUAACUCGAGCCCUUGGGGAUUGGGACUUGAAAUUUCCACUUGGUGCUGCAUCCCCUCUUACUGCGGAGCCGGAUGUACGGCUGGUUACAUUGACUGAGGAUGACGAGUUCUUGAUCAUUGGAUGUGAUGGGAUUUGGGAUGUAAUGUCUAGCCAAGUUGCAGUUAGUCUUGUUCGUCGAGGAUUAAGAAGGCAUGAUGACCCACAGCAAUGUGCCAGAGAGCUAGUCAAGGAAGCAUUGCGCCUAAAUACAUCAGAUAAUCUCACUGUGAUUGUCGUAUACUUGUCGCCCAUUGAAAGCAUUGUUGAAUCAUGUCCACCCCAAAGGCGAAGAUUCAAAACUUGCAGUCUGUCUGAAGAAGCCCGUAAUAGGUUGAAGAGCUUAAUUGAGGGAAAUUGAUUGUAAAUGCAAUUCUUGUGUUUGAUAAAUGUUCCUUUCAUAAAAAAAUUAAUCUGUUUUUUGGCUGUUUCAGAGAGCUAAAAAGCAGCCAGCAGUUUUGUAGUGAUAGAAAAGGGAUAUUUGGUGAGGGGGUAGAGGGUCUUUAGACCUAUUUAAUUGGGAGGUAUUUUCUGGGUUACGUACUUACGUUGGUAUAUGUAGAGACAAUUGUUAGCUAAUUUUGGCGGAUUAGAUUCGGUCCCCACCACGGCCGUUCCCAUUUUACAUUGUUGAUGCCUCUGUAAAUAAGUUUGGGCUUCCUCACCCAUUCUCCGGGGUGCAUGCCACCAAAAUUUAAUUGUCAUUUCCUAUGUUUACUUCAAUGAGGGGGUUGUCUGAGGCAUACGAUGGCCGAAUGCAUGGUUGAGUUUCUUGUUUGUUGUUCUCGGAUCCUCCAUGUUUUAUGGAUAGAUAUGCUUGGCCCAUCUUAUCACUGGUAGGGCCCAUGUCAUGGGACAACAUCAUCCUUUGGCAUCAUACAAGCUAAAUCGCGUAUCUUAUGUGAUGAAUUUUUCCCCUUUGAUAAAAAGGAGUGUGAUUAGAAAUAUUAUUUUUGGUUAGUGUCAGUUGUUUUGUCAGUUGCCCUUGGGCAACCAAAUGCUCAGACUUUGGUAAGGUGUGUAAGGCCGUUAUUUCGUUAUCUAAAUCUUUCAAACGUAUGAAUAGGGAAAUUUGCUAUUGUGGCAUCCAUGAUCCCAGAAGUAA